Messenger RNA from Paramecium pentaurelia, 401 nucleotides. The record is from the annotation of a GenBank genome assembly. Lineage: Eukaryota; Ciliophora; Oligohymenophorea; Peniculida; Parameciidae.
AUGUAUCAAAGAACCAUUUUAGAAGACAAUGAAAAUAUUUAAGAAGAUUGUAAACCCAAAAGAUAUGCAGCCAGUCUAGAAGGAUAAAAUUUUAAGAAAAAACAAACUAAUUAAGCAAGUUUUCAAGAGUGGGUUGGAUUAAUUGGUAUCAUCGUUGUCACAUAUCUCUUAAUUAUUUUAGUAUGGGCCUUAUGUAUUUAAUGUGUAAUUAUGCAAAUUAGGUUUCAUAGGUAUUGAUAGCAAUUUUAAAGUCACUGUUGGUAUCUUUAUGGUCUUGUUUGUAUUAUUUGUGAUUGGAAUUUUAAUUUAUUGGUAUUAUGGUUUGAAAAGUCGUGAAGAAUUAAUUCGAUCAAUGAUGUUAAGUAAAUGGUAGGAUAGUUCUUAUGAAAUUAAUAAUUGAU